UUGACACAUAAUUUUCUCAUAUUGCACAUACAUAAAUCCGACCUGAAUUAUGUUUGUAUUUCAAUAUUUGAUCAGAGAAUCAAAUGUUUAAUUAUAGGCAAUCUCAAUUUUCUUAGACGAUAUCCCAGUAUUUGUAGUAGAGUCUCCAACAUAUGUUCGACACCAGAGGUUGAUCAUGAUUUCUGUAUGAUUCAGUCGUAUGCCAGGUGUAAGACACGUAACACCGACCCCUGUGCAUCAUGAAUUCUCUUUAAUUUUUUAUCUUUCGGUUUCUUCCCUGCCUCGUCGCGAUUAGAGACAGUGAAACAUGAAUUCUACGAAGUGGAAUCUUGUCUCGAUGGUGAUACUUUCAUUGAUCUCCAUGGGAAUACAAUCGUCAUCGAAGCAAGCCGGCCAAGCAAAGAUACGAUCCCAAAAACGUCACAUCUCCGAUCACUCGUUCAACGAGCCGUUCUACUGGGAGCACAUCAUCCGGGAAUUCGUGUUCAGAACGAUCUCACCGCCACCAACCGGCAACUAUCACCUCUAUAGACGUGUCUUGGAGGCGCCAUUUUACAACGGUCCUUUUCCAAUCGCCCCGAGCGACGCAACAAACGUUGUUCUCUCUCGUGGCGAUGUUUAUCACUUGCCAAGCGGCCACUGGCUCUUCUGCCAACAGGGAUGCACCGAAUGCGCCCUAUGCAACGAUCAUACCCACGCCACGAUCAAGUGGGUGCUUCGUAGAAUCAAGAGAAUCUCGUCGCACGGUGGCACGAGACACGAUCUUCAAGUGACGAUCGUGCCUCAGAUAGACGGCAGCUAUCACAUGAGGAGCUUGUGGCCCCAGUCGUACGUCUACGUGACGUCGCAGGGCGAGCAGGAUAUAUACUUGAACGACAAGCAUAAUUAUCGCAACGAUGCGAGCGCUUAUGCGACCGUCGAGAACGAUUCUUCGGGGGAGCAGAAGAAGAUUAAGCAGUUUUGGAUAUACGCCGAUAAAAAUUCGUUGCCCGAGAAACGAAUUGUCGUGGAGACGAGCGACAAUCGAGGCGACCACGUUUCCACCAAACGUGUUCCAGAAAACGUCACCAGGGGACAGAGUGUGGAGAGCACGAGCGCGAUGCCCAGGAAAGAGGACGAGGAGAGGAUUGAUCUGAAGAACGUUAAGAGGCAACGGUCGGAAACGAUUGGAACGCAGCAAAGUUCGAAUGGCUCUUCGACGGAUGUUAGAUCGAAGGAAAAUGGAGGCAGGACGAAGCAAUUGAUACCCAGGUUGAUACUUGGAACUGAUCAGAUGGGACAGAAACACUUGGUUCACGUGGUACCAGCCGAUGCAACCACCAAUACGAGUUUGAUAAACUCUGUGAUGUCCAAUGUUUUGAACUCGUCUGGUCAGAAUAGGACUGCCUAUCAGCGAAUAUUGCGUAGGAUAUUGGAUUCUUUGAAUAAUAAUAGACGGUCUAUUGAAAGAUUCCUUGAACUUCCAAUGAUGUCAACAGAGAAAUCGAAUCAACAAAAUGAACACCAGGAACAAGAAACGAGAAGUAAUGUUCCAGGAUUGCAAGGACAAGCAAAUCAUCCUUAUACAAUUCACAAUAAUAGGAAUGAGUCUUCGUUUCAGAAACGAUGGCCUUAUACUUUAAAUUGGAAUAAACAACGUAGGAUGUCUAACAAUGAUACAUUUGUUAAUAAUUUUAUAAACAAUACUCACAAUAUUGGUCAUAAUUUCAAUAACACUUACAUUCUAUUUCCUAAGGUACAGAAUAACGAUGCAGUAAGUAAGACUGCAUCUAAUAAUCUUCCUUCUAAAUUAAUCGAAGAUAAUUAUAAAAACAAUACGAUUCAUCGUAACUUCAAGAUGAAUAAUAUUACACGAAAUAACCAAGAAUAUAACAAUAGCGUAUUUUUACCUCGUAAAUAUAAAAUAUUAGUAACUACCGACUCAACUACAAAAUCUGACGAAAUCAUGGAUCAUUUACAACCAAAGUAAUUAUAUAAUUUCUGCGGAUUGAAAUAUUUAAUCGAAUAGCAGAAGUUCGAUACCUGUUAAUUUAAAAAGAAAUUCAAUUUAAUACUCUAACCAAUGCCAUUGUA
Messenger RNA from Apis laboriosa (Himalayan honeybee), 2073 nucleotides. RefSeq names its product homeobox protein 2-like. The record is from RefSeq and is a predicted model, not a curated record. Lineage: Eukaryota; Metazoa; Arthropoda; Insecta; Hymenoptera; Apidae. Bases 308 to 1969 code for a protein of 553 amino acids. The transcript has 3 exons.